This is a messenger RNA of Cokeromyces recurvatus, 543 nucleotides long. RefSeq lists its product as uncharacterized. Lineage: Eukaryota; Fungi; Mucoromycota; Mucoromycetes; Mucorales; Mucoraceae. The record is from RefSeq and is a predicted model, not a curated record. The transcript is spliced from 2 exons. The coding region runs from base 1 to 456 and encodes 151 amino acids.
AUGGAUAGUCCAAACAAUUCACCUUUACGAGCAACUGAAGAACGUGCUUCCUGCAUCCAUACUAUCAUCUACAUUAUAUAUCAGCUUUUUUUUUUUUUUUUUUUUUUUUUUUUAGCAAACAAUGAUGUAGUUGCUUUAGACUGGAUCGAAAAUGAAUAUUGCCAAACAGGCAGAUGUAGAUGGGAUGGUGACGUUAUGAAAGUAAAUAGCAAAAAAAUAUCCACAGUUUUCAUCAAGUUCUCUGGUGGAACUAAAUGUUUAUGUUUAAUUGAUUUAGACAACUGCAUAUAUUUUGAGGAACUAUUUGUCUUCAAACAGAACUAUUUUAGAAAGAUUCAUGUGUCUUUCCAUUGCCCAAGCAUGCCAAGAUUACUUAUCAAACACAUCAAACAAAUCAGUAAAAUGCUACAAUGGAAAGAAGCUGUAAUCAACCAGACGUUGCAAUUCCAAGAUUAAUUAGCACUUACUAGAAAAUUGCUAUUGAUAUUCUCUUUUCUUGUUUCUUCUUUUUUUUUUCAAGGCAUCCCACAACAUCAUUCUCCC